Molecule: messenger RNA, 548 nt
Organism: Asterias rubens (European starfish)
Lineage: Eukaryota; Metazoa; Echinodermata; Asteroidea; Forcipulatida; Asteriidae
Exons: 2
Coding region: 14-547 (177 amino acids)
Source: RefSeq, a predicted model, not a curated record
UCCAGGUGCCCAGAUGAUUCAUUCAUGUGAAAGUGGCACAACAGUCAAACUCAUUCCAGGUGCCCAGAUGAUUCAUUCAUGUGAAAGUGGCACAACAGUCAAACUCAUUCCAGGUGCCCAGAUGAUUCAUUCAUGUGAAAGUGGCACAACAGUCAAACUCAUUCCAGGUGCCCAGAUGAUUCAUUCAUGUGAAAGUGGCACAACAGUCAAACUCAUUCCAGGUGCCCAGAUGAUUCAUUCAUGUGAAAGUGGCACAACAGUCAAACUCAUUCCAGGUGCCCAGAUGAUUCAUUCAUGUGAAAGUGGCACAACAGUCAAACUCAUUCCAGGUGCCCAGAUGAUUCAUUCAUGUGAAAGUGGCACAACAGUCAAACUCAUUCCAGGUGCCCAGAUGAUUCAUUCAUGUGAAAGUGGCACAACAGUCAAACUCAUUCCAGGUGCCCAGAUGAUUCAUUCAUGUGAAAGUGACGCAACAGUCAAACUCAUUCCAGGUGCCCAGAUGAUUCAUUCAUGUGAAAGUAGCACAACAGUCAAACUCAUUGGGUGAC